This is a messenger RNA of Osmerus eperlanus (European smelt), 1732 nucleotides long. It is a transcript of the gene dtd1, whose product is annotated as D-aminoacyl-tRNA deacylase 1. Gene Ontology annotation, biological process: tRNA metabolic process. Lineage: Eukaryota; Metazoa; Chordata; Actinopteri; Osmeriformes; Osmeridae. The transcript is spliced from 3 exons. Gene Ontology annotation, molecular function: D-tyrosyl-tRNA(Tyr) deacylase activity. The coding region runs from base 85 to 615 and encodes 176 amino acids. Gene Ontology annotation, cellular component: cytoplasm. The record is from RefSeq and is a predicted model, not a curated record.
CAUAUCUGGACACUAGAGGGUAGUUACUCACUGAUUGGAGCAAUCGGAAGUUCAGAACGUGUGCACACUAGCAUAAUCAAAACAAUGAAAGCGAUAAUCCAAAGAGUGACUAAAGCGAGUGUGACAGUGGGAGAGGAAGAGGUCAGUUCCAUAGGACGAGGUCUGUGUGUACUUCUUGGAAUAUCGGUGGAAGACACGCAGAAGGAUGUGGACUACAUUGUCAGAAAGAUCCUCAACCUGCGUGUGUUUGAGGACGAGAACGGGCGCGCUUGGAGCCGGAGUGUGAUGGAUCGCGACUACGAGGUGCUCUGCGUCAGCCAGUUCACCCUGCAGUGCAUCCUGAAGGGCAACAAGCCUGACUUCCACUCCGCCAUGCCCGCAGAGCUGGCGCAGCCUUUCUACAACCACAUUCUGGAGACCAUGAGGACCGCCUACAAGCCUGAACUCAUCAAAGGUUGGGGACUAGAGGACGGAACAGCACGGUGCAUUACUUCGUUGAUCUCCGUGGGGAAUUGCACUCUUGACUGCAGCAUAAGCAACAGCAAAAUACAAAAAUACAUCACACAGGGAAAAUUCUCAUCUAAUCUGUGCAGUAUUUGGAAAGAGGAGGAAUAGUAUUGCAACUGUAAAUUAGAUAGAUAUUGUAAGUUAUAUAAUUGUGUGCGUAAAAUACGUGGUUGAGGGAUGUGCUUAACUGUUGAGUCUGUAUGACUCUGAGAUAAGCCAUGAGCCUCGUGUCUAUAGUCUUACAAUCCCUCCUUUCCUGCACUGUUGCUACAGUGCCAUAACCCAUUGACACAUCGCUGAUCCGGGGUUUGUUGACUGGAACACAAGGCUUUCACCUCUUCCAUGGGAGCUUGUCUUUUCCUCGCACGAAGAGGUCUUUCUCAAACAUAGGGGUGCUGCUCAGUUCAGCACCAUUGUAGAUAGAUAAUAGGCUUCUAGGUUAUAGUUCACCAUUUCGGUAAGAUAUAUACGUAUAUAUUUAGAGCAGGUUCAUCUGAGGUUUGGGCCUGAUAUUUCCUAUGCCAGUGAAUCACCAUGGGGAAUAUAAGGACUGGGGUGACAGGACGGCUGUUAGUGUGUUCAUGCUGGGAUCAGUAUAAUUGCUGGGGGACCUAUUAUAGUUAAAGGUUGUGGUGGUCUCCACUCUAGAGGGGGGGGGGGGGGGGGGCUAUAUUAACCUCCCCAGGUUGCGCUGACGGCGACGGUGUCGGCGGUGACUGUGUUGGAUCUGGGUCAGUCCACCGGGGAGCUGCAGGUGCAGGAGGACUCCUCGUCCCGGGCAGGGACACUCAAGCUUCCCUAAUUAGUCCUCCUCGCUCUCUUUCUCCCUCUCUGUCUCUCUCUUUCUCCCUCUCUUUCUCCCUCUCUCUCUCUCUUUUUCUCCCUCUCUAUCUCUCUCUUUCUCCCUCUCUCUCUCUCUCUCUUUUUCUUCUCUUUCUCUGGGCAUCUCUUUCCUCUCUUUUUCCUUGCUCUCUCUCUCUCCCUCUCUCUCUCUCUCUCUCUCUCUCUCUCUCUCUCUCUCUCUCUCUCUCUCUCUCUCUCUCUCUCUCUCUCUCUCUCUCUCUCUUCACCCCCCCCCCCUUGCUUUCUCUGGAGUGGAAACAUGAUGAUGUAGCGCUUUAUUUCUCCCCUAUCCCCCCCCCUCUCCAGUGUUUCUUUAUACAGAUGGUGUCAUAAAUCUACCCUGGUAAAGAAAGGAGAGCAUUUAAGUUUUAACUUACUCCCC